GCCAGCAUCCCUCACACACACACGACCAUCUUAAGACCGAUAAACUCCCUUGCGCUUCUUAGCCGUCCACCAUGCCAUCUAUACUCUCUGACGCCGAUAAAGAAACAGUCAGACGAACUGUUCCGAAGCCGGCAAGCAAGAUUCUUGCGGUUGCGGUAGCUAGACUCUACGUUGCGCUUCCGAAUACUCACAAAUGGAUAUAUACUGGCCUUCAAGGCGCGGCGGUGCUUGCAAAUGAUCUGGUUGGGCAUACAUUUUGGAUAAAACUGGUUGACGUCUCGCCUGCAGGCAGAGGGAUUCUGUGGGACCAGGAAAUCUACGAUGGCUUCGCAUAUAACCAGGACAGAACGUUCUUCCACACUUUUGAGCUCGAAGACUGCGUUGCUGGUCUAUCCUUUGCAGACGAAAAAGAGGCAAAGACGUUUAUGAAAAAGGUGUUGGAACGGGAGAAGAGUGCCAGCAAGGAGACCAAGGCCACUCCCUUCUCCGCCGCUCGCGGCCAAACACCAACGCCAGUAUCAAAUGGCAAAAGCCACGGGCGCUUUGGCAAAGUAGGAAGCCUUCUACAUGGCCACAGGUCCUCGUCAGCGCCAAAUCCUCCUGAAUCCAUCAUUCCUCCUAGACAACCAUCGGUCAAUACCACCCCACCUGUUGCUCACACAACUGAUGAGAAGGCAUCCUCUCCGCUGGAUACCGUGGAUCCGUCGUGGCGAGGCCUUCUUGAUGAGCUAAAAGCAAUGGGAAUUACAGAAGAACAGAUAGCGGAGAAUUCAGACUUUAUCAAGGCAUAUAUCGAACAGAAGCAGCAAGCCAACGAGCUCGACGGGACCAGCACAGAAACUGCCUCCCAAGAAACCAUGAAGAGAACAAAGGCGCCUCCACCACCUCCUCCUUCAGCUCCGCCACCGCAAAUAUCCAAAUCUCAGCCCAUCAGUCCACAGAAUACCGGUCGACGAGGGGCUCCUCCGCCCCCUCCGCCGGCCAGACGGGGUCGACCAGAUGCCCCUCCGUCUCCGCCCCCACCAAGGGAGCAAUCUCCAGCCUCUUCUCCCAAACGGGAACCAUCACCUCCUCGACCAAGGUUCCGAGCUCCCCCUCCGAUCGCGGAUGCUGGGAAAUAUGCCCAUCUUCCCGGCCCUAGCCUACCAUCACGGAGCCGCGCAGCAUCUGGCUCAAAUUUAGCUAACCCAGGGCCUCCACCACCCCCGAGACCCCCGAAAACUCCGGAAGACAACCGUGCUUCAAUCCAAUCUAAUCGCAAGGUAUCAGCGCCAGUUCCUCCCCCAAGCCGAAUGCCGGCUCCUCUACCUCUCAGGAACGAUUCAAGCUCUGUAUCUCCGCCACCAUUACCUCCAAAGACACCACAAAAUGCUCAUAUGCUACCACCACCACCCCCUCCUCCGCCUCCUCCACAGCGGAGCCCAGCUCCUCCUUCCCCGCCACCACGACAAGCCCCUUCAGUAUCAGCACCCUCUCAUCCUGCGCCUCCACCGCUUCCUACUAUCAAUGCGCCCGUCCCACCACCACCACCUCCGCCGCCACUUCCACCUACAAAUACAGCUUCCGCACCAGCAGCACCUCCUCCCCCUCCUCCACCACCCCCAAUGUCAGGCGGACCACCUGCUCCUCCUCCUCCGCCUCCACCUCUUCCUGUAUCAGGUGGACCACCUGCUCCUCCUCCGCCGCCGCCGCCUCCACCCGGUGGCUCGAUGCCUUCUCUACCAGGUGCCCCUCCAGGAAAGGAUGAUCUAAUGGCUUCAAUUCGGGCUUCCAGCGGACGUGGUCUGCGAAAAGUAAGUGAGGCAGAGAAGCGCGAUCGAAGUGCAGCUAUAGUUCCAGGCAGUGCAGCAGAUACAUCCUCUGCUUCACCUGCUCCUGCUGGUGGCAUGAUGGGAGCGAUACAAGAUGCUCUAGCUAAGCGGAAGAAGAAAGUCAGCGCGAGCGAUGACGAGAAAUCAGACGACGAGUGGUGA
Messenger RNA from Microsporum canis CBS 113480, 1973 nucleotides. Its product is annotated as proline-rich protein LAS17. NCBI's taxonomy places the organism in Eukaryota, Fungi, Ascomycota, Eurotiomycetes, Onygenales, Arthrodermataceae. Gene Ontology annotation, molecular function: actin binding. The transcript has 3 exons. The coding region runs from base 72 to 1973 and encodes 633 amino acids. The record is from RefSeq and is a predicted model, not a curated record.